UAACUAAAAGAUCUUAUUUUCCGUCUGGUCGCUCACAUAGAAAAUCGGAAUCACAGCAAUGGCGACGACGCAGCCAUUGAUCGUCGCAGCGAAGACGCUCCGAAACCGGAUCCUUUUCCGAUCAGGGUCCACAUCUGCCGGUCCAAGCCGGUGGGCGACGCCAGGUCACGAGGAGCGUCCCAAAGGAUUUUUCAUGAACCGGACUCCGCCGCCUCCGGGACAGUCGCGCAAAUGGGAAGAUUGGGAGCUUCCUUGUUACAUCACAAGCUUCCUCACGAUUGUUAUCCUCGGUGUCGGUCUCAAUGCCAAACCUGAUCUUUCAAUCGAGACCUGGGCUCAUCAGAAAGCUCUCGAGCGCCUCGAAAUGGAGAAACUCGCGUCUGCGGGAGAUUCGUCCGAUUAGUCCCUGAUCUUGGGAUAGUGGAGAUGAUUCUAUGGUUGAUCUGGUAUGUGUGUUUAGUUUCUUUUCAGGGGAUUUUGAGGAGUUUUUUUUUCCCGUUUUAUGAUGAUCACAGAUACUAGUGACCUAAAGUUUCGUUUUUGUUUCCCCUCCUCUUCCUGUUUAAUGUUUAGUGUCGAUAAAUGUUUGAUGAAAUAAGCGAUCUUUAACUCUUGACGAUGGUUAUAUGUAACUCAAAUUACUUUUUGAUGAUGUUUCAAAGUACUUGCCUCCAAUC
Molecule: messenger RNA, 677 nt
Organism: Eutrema salsugineum
Lineage: Eukaryota; Viridiplantae; Streptophyta; Magnoliopsida; Brassicales; Brassicaceae
Exons: 1
Coding region: 59-403 (114 amino acids)
Source: RefSeq, a predicted model, not a curated record